AUGACGACUCCAACUCUUUCCUUUGGUAUUGAACUGGAGUUAUACCUCAAACCAACAUCCGAACCACUAUUACAGCUCCUGGGAUCCUCUGGGUUCUACACGAAGAAUAUAGACCAAACCCAGAAAUUCGAAGCUGUUCGCAAAGUUAUUGCUGCUAUGCUGACGAAAAAUUUUAUCCCAGCACAAACAGAUAAGACCCAUGACUUCCGAAAAUGGAUCGUGGCUUCUGAGAUACUCGAUAAGAUCGGAGGGGGACAUUGCCCCUGUGAGAUUGUUUCUCCUAUCCUUUAUACCGAUCAAGCAGACUGGACCGAAGAAGUCGACGGUGUUUUCCGCGUGUUACGCGAACACUGCGAUAUAAAGCUCACCACCGGAUGCGCCAUGCACGUUCAUAUCGCUCCCACCCACGGCAAAUAUAGCAUCGAACAGGCGUUAGCCGUUCUCAACGGAGCCCUCUAUUACGAAGCCCCCCUAAAAGGAAUGAUGCCGGCUGAUCGCAAGAAGAACCCAUGGGCUGCUUCUAAUGUAGAAAAGCUAACUGACUGUUCGUCUAUGGUUAAUCUGGUGUCUAAGAAUACGUGGGCACCUGUCUUCGAUCAUUACGAAGUAAACAAGGACAUUUUUCACCUUCGAGCAGUCUUGGGCGAAGCUGAACGGUAUGUAUCCUGGAACUUUUUAAAUAUAACUGAUAUUUGUGGUACCAUUGAGUUUCGUCGUCCCCCUGCCGUGAAGGCUUCCGAAGAUGCCAAACAUUGGGCUGCUUUCGCCCUGGGAUUCGUAGCCGGCGCAAUUACAGUGGAGAAUCGGAAGGAAAUUGAUAAGACAGAUGAUGGAAGAGAAGAAUAA
Microsporum canis CBS 113480 is the source of this 846-nucleotide messenger RNA. RefSeq lists its product as uncharacterized. The record is from RefSeq and is a predicted model, not a curated record. Bases 1 to 846 code for a protein of 281 amino acids. The transcript has 2 exons. Lineage: Eukaryota; Fungi; Ascomycota; Eurotiomycetes; Onygenales; Arthrodermataceae.